AUGUCUCCACCAAUUGCCACCUUCAACGAGUUUGAUGGCUACGCUGCCACCAAAGAGAUGAAGCAGGGCGCCCUCGGAGCCACAAAGGUGGCCUUGACGGCCUCUGGCGAACAAAACAGUCUGCUUGAACAAUUCGGCGACAAAUGGGAUGGCUUCAAAUUUGCUCCCAUCCGCGAGUCCCAGGUCUCUCGGGCCAUGACCAGGCGCUACUUCGCUGAUCUUGACCGCUAUGCGGAGUCGGACGUGGUCAUUGUCGGGGCGGGUUCCUGUGGGCUCUCCACCGCCUAUACCCUCGCAAAAGCGAGACCAGAUCUCAAGAUUGCCAUCAUUGAGGCCUCGGUCAGCCCUGGCGGCGGUUGCUGGCUGGGUGGUCAGCUCUUUUCGGCCAUGGUCCUGCGCAAGCCAGCCGAAGCCUUUUUGAACGACAUCGGCGUGCCUUAUGAGGACCAAGGCAACUAUGUGGUUGUCAAGCACGCUGCACUCUUCAUGUCUACACUGAUGAGCAAGGUUUUGGCCAUGCCAAAUGUCAAGCUGUUCAACGCCACCUGCGUCGAGGACUUGGUCACCCGGCCAUCGGCUGAUGGCGGUGUCAGAGUGGUUGGCGUGGUCACCAACUGGACUUUGGUCACCCUGCACCAUGACAACCAUAGCUGCAUGGAUCCCAACACAAUCAAUGCUCCACUGGUCAUCAGCACCACUGGCCACGAUGGACCCUUCGGCGCCUUCUGUGCCAAACGCCUGGUCAGCAUGAACGCCAUUGAGAAGCUGGGCGGCAUGCGUGCACUCGACAUGAACAGUGCCGAAGACGCCAUUGUCAAAGGCACGCGUGAGGUGGCGCCAGGCUUGAUCAUGGGAGGCAUGGAGUUGAGUGAACUGGACGGAGCAAACCGCAUGGGACCUACAUUUGGAGCCAUGGUCUUGAGUGGCGUCAAGGCUGCAGAGGAAGCUCUGAAGGUCUUUGAGACGAGAAAGACCGAGUGUGCCGAGUAG
Molecule: messenger RNA, 990 nt
Organism: Fonsecaea multimorphosa CBS 102226
Lineage: Eukaryota; Fungi; Ascomycota; Eurotiomycetes; Chaetothyriales; Herpotrichiellaceae
Product: thiamine thiazole synthase
Exons: 2
Coding region: 1-990 (329 amino acids)
Biological process (GO): thiamine biosynthetic process
Source: RefSeq, a predicted model, not a curated record